CUUGUUCUAUUUGUUUUUGUCUAUUUUUUUAAGACAUGCAUGUUACAGAUGUGUUAACUACCGUUCUGUUAUUUAUUUAUCUCUUUUGUGUAUUUUUCCCACAAGACACUCCCAUGGUUUAAUAUUCAGAUCCGUAUUUCAUGUUAAUGUGCUAACUGUCUUCUGUUGUUUACUUAUUUGAAUGUUUUUCAGCAUAUCCUCACAUAUUUUUGACACUCCAUUUUUCAUGUUCAGGUGUUAAUUAUGGAAUUAUUUAUUAAUUGAACUUUUUAAGGUACAGUGUAGAUGUUUCGGUUACUGCUCAGCUGUUUCUAUCUUUAUUUUCUUUGUGCUCCUGUUCUUUCGUAGGGCAAUAUGUAACUCAAGCAUACAUUGAGCGGGGUUCGUUUCCAGCGAGUCAGGACAUAGACCCUGGCUGAGGUCAGGUUUGUACAGGAACGCUCGUACAAAAGCCAUUUGCCUGCUAUUCUCCAAAAGAAAAGACACAUAAACUGGGAUGUUUAUUGCCGCAGUCAAGCGCACCCCAGGUACUUCGAGCUCUGUAUGCUCAUGUGAACAGAAGCGAUCUGUGUAGCCUGCUGGUUUGUCUUCUUCCAUGUUCUGGUCCCUGGAGGUGCGAGAGACAAUUGGUCUAAAGUCGUAUCGUGGUAUGACAUUGUUUCUUUGACUUUGUAGGAAUACCCCCUGCGGCAUCGUUUGUGCUGGAGUUCAGCUAAAUAUUGUGGUCACAGAAAUAUGGUUACAUAUUUUGGGGUGCACUAAGUAUAUUUCUUGUGUAUUGGAUAGAAGACGGUUAAAGCUGACAUUUUGUUUGUGCAUCGGAAUACAACGAGAUAUAGAAUGAAAUAUUCGGAUUGCAACAAUUACUGGUAUAAACCUUCAUACUGUAUACUGGUAUACAACAUGUAAUUUUCAACAGGACUUGACUGUCUCCUCUGUAGGCCUUUCGAUGGCACAACGGUUAGCGCCUAUCACCAAUACCGUGACGAUUGGCUGUCCUAGGUUCAUAUCUCGUCUAGGUCACGGCGUUCUUUUUCUGCAUGUGACAUCUGUUUACAGGGCUGACUGAUUUGCCGCGAUAUUGCCUUAGUUGCUGGCUCGGCAAUACCCUCCUCCGUCUCCUCUGUUGAUGAGUUUUUGACAAUUCCAACUUUUACUUUCAGCUACAAGGCCUCCUAUUAUAGAUAACACGCAUUAGAGAAUAAGAAACUAUCAUCGUUCUGUGCCAUCAUCACACGUGUUCAAGCAGACUAGCGCCCGAUGCUGUCAGCACCAUGCCUCCAGCCACAGGUCUGGCGUUCUACCGCAAGAAGCAGACGCUGGAGAACUUGUCCUCUGAGCAGCCACAGAGCCUGCAGUCAGUCUACACCAUCGUCCGAGACAGCAUCGCAGGGAUCCUGGAUCACGUGACUUCGCUGGAACACGCGUACUAUGGACCUGAAGGCUCGCUGGAAGCAGAGGUGCAGCAUUGGAUGCCCAUCAUCCACCGCGUGAUCCGGCCAGCCAGAUUCUCUGACCUCAUUUCGCGCGCGCAACUGGAUGCCAUCGCCGACCGCGUGCAGGAUGUCACGGACAAGAUCGCCGUGACGGAAGACGAAGUGAGGGAGGUCUACGAGUGCGUCAACAAGGCCCUAAACUCGGUCCGCCAGGGCAUGCGUGAGGAUAUUGAUCUUCUGGAGAAACUCUUGGAGUUUGUGGGUAGAUACUGUCGCAGCUUCAGCCCUCCGGAAGGUGAGUCGCUUCUGGAGACUGCCACGAACUACGAGAAGCAGCUAAGAGAGAUGAGGCGGGCCGUCAGCAUAAACCUACGCAACAUCCUCCUGACUGUUGACAAGUUCGAGAAGGAGACCCUGAAGAUUCACCAGUUCGACUUCGUCAUGAAGGAGGCAGGCGAAAAGGCUGGGUGCUCGCAAGCAGCCUUCCUCCUUAUUUUCCCGGCAGCUUGCCACCACUUACGGAAUGCCUGUCGUGGACUGGAGAUGUGGCUUGACGCAGAUGCGGCCUAUGCGGACUACCUCCGCCUGGACAUCGAAGACCUGGUCCAAAAGAGAGCACUACAGGCCAGGGUCGUUCAGCAGUACGUCACUUCCGCUGGCGAGCACGAGCACCGCAUCAAGAACAUCUCUCGAGAGAUAGCAGCCAGUGGCAAGGAGCUGACACGCUUGCUGCCCAAGCAGAAGAACCUCGCGAAAGAAGAACGGGGGUUGCGUGAUGAGAACCACGAUGUCCUUGUGGACUUGGACAUUAAGGAGUACCGCAGGCAAGAGAUGAGGAUUCUGGGACAUGACGACAGCGACGCCUACUCGGCACUGCUAAAGGAGAUCGAUGUUUUGAGGAAACGUAGGCCCGCCAUCGACCGAAAACUGAAGGAACUGGGCAUCAAACAGAGCAUGAUUGAAGAAAAGAGAACCAGGUGCCAGAGCUUGGCUCGAGAGCUGGAAGCAGCGCGCGCGGACUUGCGUGGCUCGAGGCGCGCUGCACGCAAAGCGGAAGUGGAGAUGGAGAAGAUAGACGCUUGCCUGCAACGGUUGCGCGAGAUCCUCCGCCUCAAGACCUCGUCAGAGACGUUAAAGAAGAUCUUUCACAACCUGCCGCUGACAUCGCUGCACCCGGCCUCUCACACAGGGAGAAGGACCAGGAAAGACCGGCUGCAGUCUCUGUGCCAAAUCGUUGCCAAAGCAAUCGACGGCGACUGGGUGCGUCUGUAUCAAGCGCUGCUCUUCCAUCCUCCGCGAGGAACACAGAUCAUCCUGAACGACGUCGACGACAUCUGCACGCGGUUCAUGCGGCAUUCGAUGGACGAGCAGGCUGCCCAGAGUCUAGCCAAGUGGCGCCGCCUGCACAUCCGGGCCUGCGCAGAGGACUUGCGCGGCGCCUUGCAAACCAUUCGGCGACCCGACGUCGUGGAGCUUAUAGACGCCGCCAUGACGCGGAGCACCGAGACUAAUCUCGUGCCCAAACCAUACAGGACGGUUCGUUUCCCGCGCUUGCCUAGCCGGACUCUCAGCUCUCUUCGGUAAGGAGCAUUAUCUCGUGCAAGCGCAUAAAAAUACAAUUUGUGUACAUUCCAUUCUGCAAAGUGUAUUCAUUAGUGAUUCAAGAAGUCACGUGCAAGAGCUUGUCACUUCACAUUUCUUGGGAUAAAAGGAAGAAAAAUAGAAAAGAUGUUCCAGACAUUCUGUGUGUGAAAGAAAUUCAGCUCUAAAUGUUGUAUCGGUCAUUAAUUAAACUGAUAUUGAAGUUCU
Pomacea canaliculata is the source of this 3245-nucleotide messenger RNA. RefSeq lists its product as uncharacterized. Gene Ontology annotation, biological process: signal transduction. Gene Ontology annotation, molecular function: protein binding. The record is from RefSeq and is a predicted model, not a curated record. The coding region runs from base 1275 to 3020 and encodes 581 amino acids. The transcript has 4 exons. NCBI's taxonomy places the organism in Eukaryota, Metazoa, Mollusca, Gastropoda, Architaenioglossa, Ampullariidae.